Molecule: messenger RNA, 2244 nt
Organism: Oryzias latipes (Japanese medaka)
Lineage: Eukaryota; Metazoa; Chordata; Actinopteri; Beloniformes; Adrianichthyidae
Product: kelch-like protein 40a
Molecular function (GO): protein binding
Source: RefSeq, a predicted model, not a curated record
AUCACCGCCAGUACCAAACGACUGUAGAGUGCAAGAGGAGCCAAGGCGGGACAAAUCGACAGAGCAAAAUGGCUGCCCUGACGAUAGACCCGAUGGAGCAGCCUCGGAUGUACCAGCAAACCUUGCUUCAGGAUGGACUGUGUGACCUGUUGGAAAAUGACAAGUUCGUGGACUGUGUCCUUAAAAUCAGCGACAAGGAGUUCCCGUGCCACCGCUUGGUGUUGGCUGCCAGCAGCCCCUUCUUCAAGGCUAUGUUUCUGUCUGACCUGGAGGAGAGCAAGAAGCGAGAGAUCGUCCUCAGAGAUGUUAACCCGGACGUCAUGGGCAUGAUUCUGCGUUACCUGUACACAUCUGACAUUUCUUUAACAGAACAGAAUGUCCAGGAUAUUUUUAUGGUUGCAAAUAUGUAUCAGAUCCCCUCCAUCUUCUCUGUCUGUGUGUCCUACCUCCAAGAGAAGCUGGUUCUGGGGAACUGUCUGGCAAUCUUCAGAUUAGGGCUCCUUCUUGAUUGUCCCAGGCUCACUCUGACUGCCAGAGAGUUUAUCUGUGAGCGCUAUCAGCUUGUUGUCAGAGACCAGGACUUCUUGCAGCUUGGUCCUAGUGAGUUGGCCCUCAUCAUCACCUCAGAUGCCCUGAAUGUUGAGCGGGAGGAGCAGGUGUUCGAAUCUCUAAUGGACUGGGUUGGGCACGAUGAGAAAAGCCGAGUCAAAGACCUGUCUGAGCUGUUGCAUUGUGUUCGCUUCAGACUCAUACCUGUGGAUUACUUCAAGGAGAAAGUUGAACGUCACAAGUACGUCCGCUUCAAUCAAGAUCUCGUGAAGGAGCUGGAUCUCGUGAAGGAUGCUCACAGAGGGUGUUUCCCAAAGCCAAAGAGGCUUUCCAGAGAUGAGGCAAAGGGGGGAGAAGGCAAUGAGGAUGAUGAUGAUGAGGAAGGAUAUUUGCCCGGUAUACUGAAUAACAACCCCCGCUUUGGCAUGUUUGAGAUGGACUUGAUCCUCAUGGUCAGUAACACCGGAACUGUAGCCUAUGAUCUAGUCGGAAACGAGUGCUUCAUUGCAUCUGAAUCUACAGAAAUUCCCAAGAACCACUGCAGCCUGGUUACAGAACAAAACCAGAUAUUUGUUGUUGGAGGACUUCUCUACAAUGAUGAAGAUAAAGAUGAACCAUUCAAGUCUUAUUUCCUGCAGUUUGACCCAGUCAGCUCAGAAUGGCUGGGGAUGCCCUCGCAGCCCAACCCUCGCUGUCUGUUUGGCCUGACUGAGGCUGAAAACUCCAUCUUUGUUGUUGGAGGAAAGGAACUGAAGGAGGGGGAACACGCUUUGAACUCGGUUAUGAUCUAUGACAGACAGUCCUUCAAGUGGGGAGAGUCUGACCCGCUGCCCUAUGAAGUGUAUGGUCAUGGAACCGUUUCACACAAAGGCCUUGUGUAUGUCAUAGGGGGAAAGUCUGAGAGCAAGAAAUGCAUGAGAAGAGUCUGCUGCUACAAUCCGACUAAGUUUGAGUGGAAGGACCUGGCUCCUCUGAAGACGGCCCGCUCUCUGUUUGGAGUCACCGUGCACAACAACCAGAUCUUUGUGGCUACAGGCGUUACAGACUCAGGCCUCACCAGCUCCGUGGAAGUCUACGACAUUGCCACCAACAAGUGGUCUGAGUUCACAGAGUUUCCUCAGGAACGCAGCUCCCUCAAUCUGAUCUCAAUAGGGGGCUCCAUGUAUGCCAUAGGGGGCUUUGCCAGGGUGCCCACAGAAACCAGUGAGGUACCCAUCCCAAAAGAGAUGACAGACAUCUGGAGAUAUGAUGAGUCGGACAAGAGUUGGAAUGGGAUCUUACGGGAGAUAUGCCACGCAGAGGGAGCCACCAUUCUCCCUGUGCGACUAAACACACUCCGUCUCACAAAGUUAUAACCAAGCAUUGUUGCUGGUGUCAUAAAGGUUAUAAAGGAACAUUAGUAGUCAGGAGAAUUACAGUUUAACUUUGAAAAAUGCAGCUGUCGGGUUGCAGGACUGUUUCAUGUUACCAGCAGGGGGAGACAAUCUCAAGUUGAGAGUCAUCUUUUUACUGGUAUUUAAUAUAAACCUGAAAUCCUGAUUUGUACAUUUUCUGGAAUAGUUUUUCCAAAAAUUUUCUAUAGAGCAAAGUUAUAAUUACUGAGAAAUAAAGUUCAUAAUAAAUAUAAAUGAAUGAGCAGAAAAUAUGCUGGAGCCUCAUCCACAGUGCAAAUAAAUUUCUUCAUUUGAUCAAUAA